AUGAAUGGUGUACCGCAGACACCGCGCCUCCGCAGCGCAUACCCUCAGACACCUCCUCGGAACCCGCGAGAUGGCUCAUCGGCCGCAUUCGCGAGGAGAUCACAGCCGGUCCAAACAACACCACUACCGCAAAUACCCACCCUCAAAUCACAACCCAGCGCUCCUCCCAGCGAGCCCUUAAUACCAGAGACCCUCAUAGAAGCGCCGCAGCAAAGACUCUACGCCUUUGCAUUAUGGGUUCUUUUUCUGUCCUGGCGAUUAUAUGACUUCUCCGGUCUGCAAGAGUCGGAGGAGCAGAGCUUGUGGUUGUUCAUGAAAUGGGUCGCAAUAGACGGAGUCUUUCUUUUCGGGCUGCCGAGCCUGCGGAUACCGUGGCUGGAAUGGAGCUCGCCGACAAUGACGCUGAUCUUCCUGGCGCAUGCUGUGGUGGACGGUAUGCUCAUGUUCAGAGUACCAAUCCCGAUAGGAGCUGGGUUUGCCUUUCUCUGGAGCGGCAUAUGGGGCGCCUAUGAGACGGCCGUGACCGAGCACAGCGCCAAUCCAGACAGGAUCAUGUUCAACGAUUCGCUCAUUCUGGGGAGGCAAGUCAUCCACAUUCUGCCCGAGGGCUCGGCGGUGUUGAACCCGGAUCGAGAUGCCUUCUGCAUUGAUCACACUCGGACUGAGGCACGACUACCAAUCAGAAUCAACGCUACCAAUCCGAUUGAGAUGUACUUGAUGCGGGUGGAUCUGGACACAGAGGCGAACGAGACGUACAGAAUCAGCAAAUCGCAAAUCAAGACCAUGCAUCGCGAGGCAUCUCGAUUACUGUCGUACAGCGACAAGCCCAACGAGCCCAAAACGCUCUACUACUCAGUCAAAAAGCCUGGCCUCUACGUACUGGAGAAGGUAAUGGAUGAGACAAACCUGGAGGUGUCACGGAAGCAAUUGGCGCAUACCGUGGUCGUUCCGUGCCCAAAGGCAGAACUUCUAUCCAAUGAACCCAAUCGUUGUAGAGGCGAGCUUUCGGACGUCUCGAUCCAGGUGACAGGGACGCCGCCAAUGAGAGUCAAAUUCCGGACGGUGAUCAACAAGUCUACCCACGAUCUCUCAUUCGACAACCUCCAGCCCGAUGAUCUGGUGUCGCCUCUCAUGCGGCAGAAUCAGAACUCGUUGGUGGUGCCGAGAAAGGUCGAGGUGGAAUGGGCAAAGGCACGCACAGUAACCGUGCCCCUGACCGAAGGGAUGUCUGCUGCAGGAACAUGGACUUACGCUGUCGACGAGAUUGCGGACGGCUUUGGCAACACCGUAAGCUACUCCACCCGCGAUCAGCAGGAACAAGAGCGUCAUCCUGCGCGAUUCUCCGGAAAACUCCAUCAAGACAUCACCGUCCACGAGCGACCGAACGUCAACCUCCAAGGCUGCACUCCGCAGAAUCCUCUGAAAGUUGCCGAAGGACACUUUGCCAACCUCCCACUACAGUAUGGCUCUACUGGUCGUGGUGCGAUCCAGGGGACGGCGUAUAUCUUGGAGUACAAGUUUAGUCCGCAGAUUGAUCUCGGAUCGAACGGCGAGCACGGCACUGCCCCGAGAAUAGAGACUGUCAAGGUCGGAGACAGCUCACAACUACCGCAAAUCAAAGAGCCCGGUCUGUACACCCUCACUGGUGUGUCCACAGAGUUUUGUAGAGGAGACGUCCUUGAGCCAGCUUCAUGCCUGCUGCAAAAUCCCCCCAAGCCGAAACUCGCGAUUGCAGACGAGGCCAUCUUUGACAAGUGCGCCGGAAGCCCUAUUGGGCUGCGUGUCGACUUGGACAUGAUCGGAACACCGCCGUUUGAGAUCUCGUACCGUAUUACUCGAAAAGGCGACGGACAUCACUACAACGAGGUCGAGAAGGUUGGCGGUCUCCGUGGUCAGCUCAAUCUCACACCGAAUCAGGCCGGUAUGUACACCUACGAGUUCCUCACCAUCAGCGAUGCAGUGUACAAAGGCCAGCGGCUUGACGGCUUCAAGCUGGAGCAGUCCGUGAAGCCAUCUGCAUCUGCCAAGUUUGUGCAGGUGAGCGAUCAGGUUGGCUGCAUCGACGAGCAAGCAAAGGCUCGGGUGGCGUUGGUGGGAGAGGCGCCGUUCAGACUGGAAUGGGAGCUUGUGCACGGUGGAAAGCGCAAGAAGUUUGAAGAGACCAACAUUACAGCCUCUGCCAUCACGUUGGAGACCGAGCCGCUGGUCGACGGUGGGGACUAUAGGAUGGGCCUCAUCAGUAUCACCGAUAGACUUGGCUGCAAAGAGUUCCUACAAGAUGAAACGAAGGUCACAAUACGCCAUCAGAAGCCCAAGGUUGCAUUUGGCAUGAUUGAUGGGCGGCGAAUUGUCGACACUUUGGAAGGCAAGCAGGUCGCACUCCCACUUCGACUGGCCGGCGAAGGACCUUGGUCCAUCAAGUAUCUCGAUCACAAUGGACGACAACAGAGCUUGAACGCGAACAGCCCCAACGACCGACUCUCUGUUGAUCACGAAGGGAUGUACAAGCUCGUUGAUGUCUCGGACAAGACGUGUCCUGGGGUCGUGGAGGAGUCGGCCCAAGACUUUCAAGUUACCUGGAUCCCGAGACCGGAGCUGCGCAUCGCACCGCAGGAGAUCAAGGAGCAGAAGGGAAGAACAGUUGUGAAGGAGGAAGUCUGCGAAGGCGACGAGGAUGCGGUCGAGGUCCUCUUCAAGGGCUCUCCUCCCUACCAUCUGUCGUACACGCAGUCCGUCAAGCCUGAGCAUGGCGCCGUGGCGCCCAAGAACAAGGACCUUCGCGCCGCGCUGAACCUGGCGUCGCUCCGCAUGGAUACGACUCAGGCCGGCUCGUACGAGUACAAGUUCACGAAACUGGAGGACUCCAACUACGACCACAGCGCCGCGCACUUCACGCCCCUCACGAUCCAACAAAAGGUCAACGCGCGUCCCUCUGCCGCGUUCGCGAACCCGGGUAAGACGUACGGCUUCUGCUCCGUGGAGUCGGAUGGGGAAGAGGUCAUUCCCGUCACGCUUCAUGGUGUCGCACCGUUUGAGCUCGAGGUCGAGAUCAAGCACCACGGCAGCGUGAAGCCGGAACUCGUGUCCUACAACAACAUCGCGACCAACACGCACAGCAUCCGCAUCCCACACUCGCGUCUGCACCUGGGCAAAUCCGCCGUGUCGCUCCGCCGGGUCAGCGACGCUCGUGGCUGCGCUCGCACGCUCGACAGCACGACGCCUCGCGUGCAGAUCUCGGUGCACGACGCACCCACCAUCACUCCACUGGAGACACACACGGACUACUGCGUCGGCGACCGGAUCAAUUUCGCCCUCACGGGCUUCGCCCCCUUCACCGUCUACUACACGUUCGAAGACAAGCCGCACCGCGCGACGCUCUCCUCGGGCAGCAACACCUUCCGCCGCCUGGCGGAGAAGCCGGGCACCUUCACCAUCACCGGCCUCUCCGACUCGGCCUCGUCCUGCCGCAGCUCCACGAACCUGACCAAGCAGAUCCACGGCAUGCCCUCGGUGCGCGUCUCGCGCGGCAAGGACUCGUACGUCGACAUCCACGAAGGCGGCCAGGCGGAGAUCCUCUUCGAGUUCGGCGGCGAGCCGCCGUUUGAGUUUACGUACACGCGCAGCGCGAAUACGGACCAGAAGAAGGGAGGAGGAGGCGGUGGUGGUGGUGCGGUGCUGGACAUGCGCAGUGAGGUGUCGCCCGGUAGGGAAUUGAGGCUGUGGGCGAGCGAGGAGGGGACGUAUGAGGUCGUGGCCGUCAAGGAUAAGUUUUGCGCGUAUACCAAGCCUGGGGUCAAGGCGGUGGAGAAGAAGGAUGGCGCGAGGAAGCGGUUGGGGGGGUUCUAG
Molecule: messenger RNA, 3846 nt
Organism: Lecanosticta acicola
Lineage: Eukaryota; Fungi; Ascomycota; Dothideomycetes; Mycosphaerellales; Mycosphaerellaceae
Source: the annotation of a GenBank genome assembly